CAAACUCCUCACUCAUCGUCCCAAACGCAAAGUUAACAGUCAUCGACAGACAACGGGCACGUUCACAAGAUAACAUCAUUUUUACACCUUUUAACGAAUUGGAAGCAAACCACCCGAAGAUAUUUCCCGAAACCCUGAAGGAUUAUUUUUCUCGUUACCUUGCGGCAUCAAUAGGAAGGUGGAAAACGAAGCCGAGAACAACAAAAAACAACAAGCUUCACCAUCAUCAGGUGGACCACCAACACUUUCCACAAGCUGGUUGAGCGACGCCGCGCUGUGAGCCGAAAAAUUUGGAAUUCCGAAAAUGAUUUUCAGUGAUUUAAUAUUCUGCGUGCAUUUUGUGGUUCUGUUUCAAUGUUGGAACACCGUCGAGGGCACCGUUGUAACUUCCGACCUCAGCAUCACCACCACCACCACCACCACCAUCGACGGCGUCAUCCUUCAUGACGGUGGGGAAACAGGACCAGGCGAAUACUCGGAAACUUCAUUAUCAACACCAGCCGCUAUAACCGUAGUCCCAAAUUUGGAUCCGUCGACAACUUUCGCUUACGACAACGCCGGCGACGAUGGCAUUGAAAUAACUGCCGCUGCCCUAGUUAACUUCAGUGCAGCAGCAGCUUUCAGCGGUGUGACUGGUAACAAAACCGAUUCCGGAUCCCGGGCUGAUUAUGGCCGAGCCCUCGGAAAACCAACAAGGCCGUCAUCGCCGAUGCAAAAGUAUGGCCUUCCGGGAGAGCUCGGUCAAUACUGCACGUCCCAGGAGGACUGCCGCCAGUACGCCCACACCUGCGAUACGCGCCGCCAAAGUUGCGACUGUGCCGAAGGAUAUCGACCGGAUGAGCCGGAGGGCAAAACCUGCGUCGGAGCCAUCGGAAGACGCUGCCAGUACGACAGCCACUGCAUCCCGAAUGCUUACUGCCGGGGACAAAUGAUCUGUAAGUGCAAGCGAGAAUUUGGCCAUCUCUCCGAGGAUAAGUGGUCAUGUCAAGCUUCGUCCUCUCGAUCCCAAAUCCUGCAGCAGUCGGUUUCCCGAGGACCCCUGGUGGCGUUGCUGCUGCUGACUUCCGCCACGGUUGCAAUCAUUUUGCCGUCGUCGUCGCUUCUGGCUUAACUUGAACUCGAGGGCUGUCCUCCCCCACGCUGAGCGCUCCGAACAAUCUUUCUCAAUCCUUCCACCAUACUUCUCGCCGAUCGGGGGAGGAUGGGUUAAAUUUAUUUAUAGUUUGAUUGGAUUAAAAGUAAGCAGUAACCCCCUCAAGAAAAAUAUCCAACAGCAAGUCAAAAAAAUAAAUUGCCCCCGGGUGGACCCGGAUGGGAAGCAUUUUCUUGAUUCCUUCUCAUCAGCCACAUGGUUCUUCUAAGUAAGAUUCGGUACUUCGAGUGGAACAAAGGUCCUGGGUCCUGCGCCUUUUUUCGCGAGGGGAAAAAUCGAAGCCAUACAUCAGCCGCUAACAACACGCCUCUACUAUCUCACCAGCAGACCCUUGAAUUGUCCCUGCAGAACUGUUAUGCUGCAAUCAUAUAUUACGAAUUGGUGCAGCAUCGAUCGGAGACGCUAUCGACGACGAUGCUUCCACAGCCUUCAAAUCGUGGCCAGUCACACCAAACACCCAAAUUUAUUUCAGCAGAGAAAGCAAGAGAGGGGAGCUGUUCGGGUAAAAUCAUGAAACGUUCAAGAUUUCCUAGAGAAGAAAAAUCACUCAACUGCCAAAAUUGGAUGGAUGCACCGAAGGAAAAAGCUGUUACCUUUUGUUAAGAAAAACAUUUGUUGAACUAAAUAAAGUUGAUUUUAAAUUUC
Messenger RNA from Uranotaenia lowii, 1798 nucleotides. RefSeq lists its product as uncharacterized. NCBI's taxonomy places the organism in Eukaryota, Metazoa, Arthropoda, Insecta, Diptera, Culicidae. The transcript has 5 exons. The coding region runs from base 305 to 1111 and encodes 268 amino acids. The record is from RefSeq and is a predicted model, not a curated record.